Molecule: messenger RNA, 3835 nt
Organism: Lagopus muta (rock ptarmigan)
Lineage: Eukaryota; Metazoa; Chordata; Aves; Galliformes; Phasianidae
Gene: GRK6
Product: G protein-coupled receptor kinase 6
Exons: 16
Coding region: 74-1756 (560 amino acids)
Biological process (GO): regulation of signal transduction; protein phosphorylation; signal transduction
Cellular component (GO): plasma membrane; cytoplasm
Molecular function (GO): ATP binding; G protein-coupled receptor kinase activity
Source: RefSeq, a predicted model, not a curated record
GGCGGCGGGGCUCGAGCGGAGCAGAGGGGAGCGGCGCGGAGCCGCGCGGGAGGUGGCGGCGCCGCCCGGGCCCAUGGAGCUGGAGAACAUCGUCGCCAACACCGUGCUGCUCAAGGCCCGAGAAGGUGGUGGCGGAAACCGGAAAGGCAAGAGUAAGAAAUGGCGCCAGAUGCUGCAGUUCCCACACAUCAGCCUCUGCGAGGACCUGCGGCAAGCCCUUGAGCGGGACUACCACAGCCUGUGUGAGAAGCAGCCCAUCGGGCGCAUGCUGUUUCGGCAGUUCUGUGAGACACGGCCUGAGCUGUCACGCUGCGUCAAGUUCCUGGAUGCUGUGGCUGGGUACGAAGUAGCUCCAGAUGAGAAGCGGAAGGAAUGUGGGCAGCACCUGAUUGAAAAGUACUUGAAGCCAAAGAGUGAGGACCAUGUGCCUGAAGUCCCCUCCCAGCUGGUGGAUGCCUGUUGUGAGAGGCUGGAGCAGGAACCUUCCAAGGAGCUCUUCAAAGAAUCCACUAAGCUUAUCCACGACUACCUGAGUGUGGCUCCCUUUGCUGACUACCUCGACAGCUUGUACUUCAACCGCUUCCUGCAGUGGAAAUGGCUGGAACGGCAGCCGGUGACCAAAAACACUUUCCGCCAAUACCGCGUGCUAGGCAAGGGUGGUUUUGGAGAGGUUUGUGCCUGCCAAGUGCGUGCCACAGGGAAGAUGUAUGCCUGCAAGAAACUGGAGAAGAAACGGAUCAAAAAGCGGAAGGGAGAAGCCAUGGCCCUGAAUGAGAAACAGAUCCUGGAAAAAGUGAACAGUAGGUUUGUAGUGAGCUUAGCCUAUGCAUAUGAAACUAAAGAUGCUCUCUGCCUAGUGCUGACCCUCAUGAAUGGAGGGGACCUCAAGUUCCAUAUCUACCACAUGGGAGAGGCUGGCUUCGAGGAGCCCCGGGCAGCUUUCUAUGCUGCUGAGAUCUGCUGUGGCCUCGAGGACUUGCACCAGGAGAGGAUCGUGUACAGGGAUCUGAAGCCUGAGAACAUAUUACUGGAUGACCAUGGUCACAUUCGUAUCUCGGAUCUGGGGCUGGCUGUGCACGUGCCUGAGGGCCAAACAAUCAAGGGGCGUGUGGGAACAGUUGGCUACAUGGCUCCAGAGGUGGUGAAGAAUGAGCGCUACACAUUCAGCCCAGACUGGUGGGCGCUGGGCUGCCUGGUGUAUGAGAUGAUUGAGGGGCAGUCCCCCUUCCAGCAGCGCAAGAAGAAGAUCAAGCGGGAGGAGGUGGAGCGGUUGGUGAAGGAUGUGCAGGAGGAGUACUCAGAGAAGUUCUCGCCCUGUGCCCGCUCCCUCUGCACCAUGCUCCUGUGCAAAGACCCUCUGGAGCGCCUGGGCUGCCGAGGAGCUGGGGCUAGGGAGGUGAAGGAGCACCCUCUCUUCAAACACCUCAACUUCCGGAGGCUGGAAGCAGGCAUGCUGGAUCCACCCUUCAAGCCAGAUCCCCAGGCCAUCUACUGCAAGGAUGUUCUGGACAUCGAGCAGUUCUCCACGGUGAAAGGAGUGGAGCUGGAGCCCACGGACAAUGACUUCUACCAGAAGUUUGCUACUGGAAGUGUGCCCAUUCCUUGGCAGAAUGAGAUGAUAGAGACAGACUGCUUCAAGGAGCUGAAUGUGUUUAGCACAGAUGGCACGGUGCCCCCAGACCUGGACUGGAAAGGGCAGCCUUCACCACAGCCCAAGAAAGGGUUACUCCAACGCUUCUUCAGCAGACAGAGGUGAGCAGUCUCUCCUGGCUGCUCUGCUCAGGGAAAUACCUGGUGGCCCACGGACAUGGCAAGAUCUGGGAAAGAGGAGUGUUGUCCUUCGGUGCCUAACCCUUUCCCCCAGCAGAGCAUAAGCUGUUUGUUGUUCUAACUGCCCCCUGAGCCGCUAAUCCUGCUCCCUGCUCUUGCUGCCUUCCCCACUGUGGAGGAAGCUUUACCCUCAGCUUGAGCCAAAGCUGCCCCUGUACUGCUGCAGCUGGGAGCUCUGCUCCCAGGGGGCUGUGAGGAGGCCAGGGUUCCCCCUCUCUCUUCUCUUUGGAUGUCCUGGAUCCACAGAAGAGUUGAGAUACUGUGAAGAGUUUGGCAUUGUCCCAUGCUCAGGCUCCCUCCCCAGGGCUUCAGCUGCUUUUUGUGACCUGAUGAGUCCUGAGUGAGGCAGAUUGUAUGCGCUGGCACUGAGCUGUCUCCCUGGGUGGCUGUAGUCUAUAGAGCCCAUCUUCCUCCCAGCUUCUGAGCCAGUCAGCUAUGCACUCACAAAUAUGUCUGCUAGGAGCUGAGCCCCAAAGUGCAGCUUUGUUUCUCUGCCAGAGGGCAGCUGUAGACCAGGUUGUGUGACUGUGCUUACCCUCUGCUUGCUGUGCUCCUCUCUCCCUCCUCGUUGCCCCUCUGACUUCAGGACUGUUGUGGGAACUGCAGUGACAGUGAGGAAGAGCCCACCCGGCUGUAGAGCACAGUCUGUUCUCCGACUCCUGGGACCCUCUUGCCUCUCCGGGUGCCCAGAAGAACAACAGCCCAGCCUGAAGGACAAGGUAGCAGUGGCCCCACGAGGUGGAUUUGUUUACAACUUUACAUGUCUUUUUCUGAAGACUGUGAGGAUGGCUCCAGCGCUGGCAGCAGCACAGGGCACCUCUGGCUGUGCGUGAGCCAUCGUCCCCAGGACAGAACUGGACGCUUCUGAGUGCUGCUGGGGAUGGUGCUGCUGCUGCCCACCCACUGCCGCCCCCCUCUGGGGCCAAAGGCAGGAGGGAGGGAUUGUGCUGGUGUGGGCCAAGGCCGGGCUGGAGCAGCUCUGACACAUUCCAUGGUGUCGAAGUGGCACUGCAGGUUUGGUGUAUAUUUAUAUAUGUCGGUCUGUACAUAUCACAUGUCAAUUUUUAAUCUAUAGGUGGGGGCCUGCACUGCCCCCACUCUGUCACAGGCACAAAUGUCCUCCUAUGGGGGGAGUGACAGUCCCAGCUAUGUACCAGGGAGUCCUGGGCAGAGGCCUUCUGUGCCUUGAGAUGCCUAAAGCAUCUUUCCUGGACUUUUCUGGCCCUGCUGAGGCGUCCCUGGCUCCAGAGGAGUCCAUUGCUCAGCCCUGAGGCACAGGAGAAUGCUAUGCCAAAGCAUCUCCCUUUGCAUCCUGGCAGCAGAGCAUCACUGCCUCAUCCCUGCUUCCCUGCCUGCCGGAGCCUGCUUUCUCCUGCCUUAUCUCACACGUGCUGCCAGCUCCUGGGCACUGAUCCUGGCCUCUUCAGCCUGCUGGCAGCCUGCCUGCAGCACAGCAGGACAUGGCCACUUCCCCAGCACCUGGCCAGAAGCUGGACCCAAGGGAUAGCCCUGUCCCUGCGUGCUGCAGGGUUGACCCAGCACAGCCCCACCAGCUCGGCUGGCUUGCUGGGGACACAAGCAGGCCCCAGUCCUGGCUCGGUUUUGAUGGCUGUGCUCUUGAGUGUAAAGUUGUGACAGAGAGACUCCUUGCCCAGGGCCAUGACCCUGUGGGAGUCAUAGUGGGAGCAGGGCCAGCCCGCAGGAUCCAGCAGAGCUGUGCCUGAGGGCAGGGCAUUGCUACAGGGGCCUGAGCCUCCAAGGGAGUCCUGUGUGGACCCAGGGAGCUCAGCCUGGCUCUCCUGCCUCUGUCCUCCAUGUCAUGUCCUGUCCUGUGUAUAUGUGUCCCAGCUGUGUUCCUAGCAAUAAUUGGUCUUGUGUGUGUAUGUGUGUGUACGUGUGUGUGCUGCUGCCCUGUGCUCGUUCUGAGCCAGGCCCCACGGCAGGGCUGAGCACCAACUUGGACCUGUGGUAUCAUUUGCUUGCCUUGCACUAAAGUUUGAAAGUA